AAGGGGCAAACCUGGUGUGCGUCAGGGUCGCCCAGACUCAGAACACGUGAGCCUACUAACGCCUCAGUUGAGACCCCAGCCCCACCCCCGCCUCCGUCGCUGUGCGUAGUUCCUGCACCAAAGUGCAACCAGCUCUCUGGCUGCGGGGGCGCGCGUGCCCACCUUCUCGAUCGAGACUUCCGGGAUCCGACGCUUGGAGGGGAGAGGGGGGCGGAAGUGGGGCUUCUCUUGCUUCCGUCUCGGCCAUUGUUUUCGCUUCUGCUGGCCACUGCGGUGUCUGGCGCUCGGGGGUCGCCGCGGCGGUGCCCCGGUGAGCGGGCCUGGGACGGGGAGGGAAGUGUUACCAGGGCCAGGGCCGCUGGGCUGGGGCUGCUCGGCUGGAACUGCGGCCGCCCACUGCCCAGGUUGGCGACGGCGGCCCGACUCACUCUUCUCCCCCGUGGUCGGCGCGCGGUCCCGGUGACGCUCAGAAGGCGCCAGAUGUAGAGCAGCCUCUUUGUCCUAGUGCUCUGACCAGCUGUGCCUGGCACAGAGCCCGGCACCCGCGGGCACAGCGAUGAGCAGGGCAGACGUGGCCAGGUGACACUCCCAUCAUCCUAUAUCCUCAAUUCUGACAAUAGCUUCUGAGACCUGAAUUACAGACCAUCAUUUUAAUUGGACAUAAACUGCAAGAGCAACAAGCCUCUCUUUGGUGUCACAAUGGCUACCCAAGGCAGGGGAACUUCAGGCCUCUUCCCCAGGGGCGCUGUUCUCCAGAGACAGGAGGGCUGCCUGACCGUGAAACAGGAACCAGGAAGCCCGACCUGGGGGCAUGGCUGCAGUCUCCAAAAGAAUCACCCUCCUGUCUGUGAAAUUUUCCGGCUCCACUUUAGGCAGUUAUGUUAUCAUGAGAUGUCUGGGCCACAGGAGGCACUGAGCCGGCUCCGGGAGCUGUGCCGCUGGUGGUUGAUGCCAGAGGUGCACACCAAGGAGCAGAUCCUGGAGCUGCUGGUGCUGGAGCAAUUCCUGAGCAUCCUGCCUGGGGAACUCCGGACCUGGGUGCAGAUGCAUCACCCUGAGAGUGGUGAGGAAGCUGUGGCUGUGGUGGAGGACUUCCAGAGAUACGUCAGUGGACCAGGAGAGGUUUCAACUCCAGGGCGGGAACAGGAGAUGCAUUCUGAAGAGAAGACAGCCUUGGGUGCAACACAUGAAUCUCCUUCUACCUCACCCCACAGUGAGGGUUCAGCCCCUGGAGCCCACCUGGAGCCUCCUCGUGAUCCUGGGGCACACCACCACCUCUCCAGUGAGCACUCUGCAGAUGAGAACAGGAUGGUGCAUUCACAGUUGCCUCCAAAACAGGACAUUUCUGGAGAAUUGAAGUCAUCUGACAGGAUCUUAGGGGUGUUCUGUGGAGUGAUUCCUGCAGGACAAGAAGCUGGGACUGCCAGUAAAGAGGCUUUAGAGAAUCGAGAAGUUCAACCCUCAGAUGAAGAAGGAACCAGACUGGACAGUGAUUUCUUAGAAAUAACACAGGAGGAUAAAAAGAAAUCCACAGAGGAUCAAUAUGAUGAUUAUAAGGAACUUGGGGGACAUCUAGAUCUGUCCUCUAGUCUCUUAGAACAUCAGGGAGUUCUGAAGGGACAGAAGUUGUAUCACUGUGAUGAAUGUGAUAAAGCUUUUAAUCGGAGUUCACACCUCAUUGGGCAUCAGAGAAUCCACACUGGAGAGAAACCAUAUGAGUGUUCUGAGUGUGGCAAGACCUUCAGGCAGACUUCUCAGCUUGUUGUCCACCUCAGAAUCCAUACAGGGGAAAAACCUUAUGAAUGCAGUGAUUGUGGAAAGACCUAUCGCCACAGCUCCCAUCUCAUUCAACACCAGAGACUCCAUUAUGGGGAGAAACCAUAUAAAUGUAAUGAAUGUGCAAAAGCUUUCACCCAGAGUUCCCAACUCAUUGACCACCAGAGAACUCAUAGCGGGGAGAAGCCAUACGAAUGCAACGAGUGUGGAGAGGCCUUCAUUCGGAAUAAAAGCCUUAUCCGCCAUCAGGUACUUCAUACUGGUAAGAAACCUUACAAGUGUGAUGAAUGUGGGAAAGCUUUCUGUUCUAACAGAAAUCUUAUUGACCAUCAGAGAAUCCACACUGGGGAGAAGCCUUUUGAGUGUAAUGAAUGUGGUAAGGCCUUCAGUAGGAGUAAAUGUCUUAUUCGACAUCAGAGCCUCCACACUGGGGAAAAACCAUACAAAUGCAGUGAGUGUGGGAAAGCCUUCAAUCAGAACUCUCAACUUGCUGACCAUGAGCGAAUUCAUACUGGAGUAAAACCUUUUGAAUGUAAUGAGUGUGGUAAGGCAUUCAGUCUGAGUAAAUGUCUCAUUCGACAUCAGCGACUUCACACUGGUGAAAAGCCAUAUAAAUGCAAAGAGUGUGGAAAAUCCUUUAAUCAAAAUUCACACCUUAUUAUUCAUCAGAGAAUACACACUGGUGAAAAACCUUAUGAAUGUAAUGAAUGUGGAAAGGUCUUCAGUUACAGCUCCAGUCUUAUGGUACAUCAGAGAACCCAUACUGGGGAAAAACCCUAUAAAUGCAAAGAUUGUGAGAAAGCUUUUAGUGACAGUUCACAGCUCAUUGUACACCAGAGAGUUCAUACUGGAGAGAAACCCUAUGAAUGUAUUGAGUGUGGGAAAGCCUUCAGUCAGCGUUCUACUUUCAAUCACCACCAGCGAACUCAUACUGCAGAGAAGCACUCAGGUCUGGCUCGAUCUGUUUCUUAAGACAUAAUUCUCUAAAGACAGCAAGGAACUUUGGUUAAGGUUUCUAUAUAAGGAGUGUGUUAACUCUGUUCUCUGUGUUCAACCACUGAUCAAAGUAGACCAUCCCUAAAGGUUCUCUGCCAAUCACAGUGGUGGGAGAGGGAAUAACAGUGCAGUCCUUCCCAACUACUGUUUAAAAAUCUAUCUCAUUUCUUAAUUAUUCAUCCCCAAAUCAGAAUGUGUGUUUUCUCUAGGACAGAGAUAGUUCCUUUUUCUGUUUCAUUUCCUCCCUUUUACCAUUUACAUAAAGUCAUUCUCCAAGAUACUGAUUCACUUCUUGGCUAUGGCCCUCUUUAUGUACUAUUUUUUACCUCUUUAUCUACUUUUUAAACUCCUACUCUAAUAUGGUCCCUCACCACUUAGGUUCCCUGUCUAGAAAAUCUUUUUUUUCAUUCCUUUGCUAAUCUGUGUCCCACAGAACCUGCCAGAUCCAGAACCAGUCUUUCUUGAAAGACUCUCUUCUUCAAAUACUUCUCCAUUCAUGUUAAACUUCUAUUCAUUGGACUUCAGUACUUUGAGUUAGCUGGUGGUGUAUGUACAACUGUUGUUAAAUGACCUUGUAAAUUAUUCUCAACCUACUGUAUAUGUGUGUACGUUCAUGCCAACAUAUUAUAGACUCUUUGAGGUUGGAUAUAGUAUUUCUUUAAGUACAUAGAUAAUGAUUUUCAUAUGGUGGUAGUGUAAUAAAUACCUUUUUAAAACUCA
Messenger RNA from Bubalus bubalis (water buffalo), 3492 nucleotides. It is a transcript of the gene ZKSCAN7, whose product is annotated as zinc finger with KRAB and SCAN domains 7. The record is from RefSeq and is a predicted model, not a curated record. Gene Ontology annotation, biological process: negative regulation of transcription by RNA polymerase II; regulation of immune system process; regulation of cytokine production. Bases 700 to 2748 code for a protein of 682 amino acids. Gene Ontology annotation, molecular function: RNA polymerase II cis-regulatory region sequence-specific DNA binding; DNA-binding transcription repressor activity, RNA polymerase II-specific. Lineage: Eukaryota; Metazoa; Chordata; Mammalia; Artiodactyla; Bovidae. The transcript is spliced from 4 exons.